Messenger RNA from Exaiptasia diaphana, 4813 nucleotides. Its product is annotated as serine/arginine repetitive matrix protein 1. The record is from RefSeq and is a predicted model, not a curated record. Bases 133 to 3705 code for a protein of 1190 amino acids. The transcript is spliced from 11 exons. NCBI's taxonomy places the organism in Eukaryota, Metazoa, Cnidaria, Anthozoa, Actiniaria, Aiptasiidae.
AGCGUCGCACUGAACAAGAUGGAAGGUAUUGUAAAACGAUCCAGGUAGUGAAAAUGCUACUUUAAAACAUUUCUCUCGACUUGUACACAACUUUAGAGUGUCAAACGACUUUGUUGAAGCACAACUAGAAUCAUGUACAAUAAUAUCGGGCUUGCAACGGCCCGUGGUUCAGGAACGAACGGUUAUGUGCAGAGAAACUUAUCGGCUGUACGUUCGAGAAAGGAAAAAGUUGACUACAUCAAUGAAGAAGCACUUAAUAAAAUGGAGCAAACAUACGCCAGAAAACCAAAUAAAGAAAUCCUGGAACACCAGAGGAAAAGAGAAAUUGAACUUAAAUGUUUGGAAUUGCAAGACAUAAUGGAAGAGCAAGGGUACAAUGAUGAUGAGAUUGAAGCAAAAGUGUCUCAACUCAGAGCAACAUUAAGUUCUGCUUUUGAAGAAAAAACAAAGAAAAAUUUGAAAGAAACUCAUCAAAUGGCAGAAGCAGCCGAAGAAAAGAACAAUAAAAUGAAAGAUGCUCUAGGGAUCAAACAAGACUACAAAGAUGGAUCGUCAUUCAAUCAGGAACUUCAGGCAGCACAAAAAGCUGUAGAACUACAAGAAAAACAGGAAAGGUUGCAAAAAGAGCUAGAAGAUGAAAGAGAGAACGAAAAAGAAAAAAGAUUGAAAGAAAAGAAAACUGAAAAGAAAAAGAAGAGAAAACACUCCCCAACACCUCAGUCAAGCUCUGAUGAUGACAGCUCUGAAUCAGAAGACGACUCUCCCCCAAGAUCACGUCGUAAACGAAAAAGGCACAGGAAAACAUCACGAAGAAGGUCAUCCUCGUCAGAAAGUCCCAAGUCUAGCAAACAUAAAAAGGACAAAGAAAGAAAGAAAAAGAGAGACAAGAGAUCACCCUCUGAAAGCCCAGAGAGAAAACCCAGAAAGAAGCAUAAAGAUGAUAAUAGAAAGAAAAGAUCAAGAAGGGACAAGAGUGAAAGCUUUGAAAGAAAGUCCAAGCACAAGAAGAAAACCAGAAAACAAUCUGAGAGUGCAAGUCCUAGUCCCCCAAGAAAAAGCAGCAUACAGCAAAAAUUGCAAAGGUUAGCUGGUGAUGAAAGUACUGAGUAUAAUAACAAAAAUAAGCAGCGACACAAGGAUAGUGAGAAGGAAAAGAAAUCAUGGAAGCAACAAUCCCCAAGCUCAAGUGAAGAUGAAAAAUCUCUUAGAGAAGCAAGAGGAAGAAGAACAUCUGCAGAGAAACCUAAGUUGUCAUCUCGUCACAAUAACAGAGGACAGGACUCUGAUAGUGAGCCCACAAGGGCUCUUGAAAUAGAAAAGAGAAGAAACCACUCUAAGGACAAAAUAGAGGGAAGAAGAAGAUCAAGUUCCUAUUCCGGAGAGGAUAACAUUGAAAGAGGUCGUAAUAGAUCAUUUUCACCAGAACAGUCCAAAAGAAUGCAACCAAGGCAUCAAGAGAAACCUACUGGAAGACGACGCGAAUCUGAAGAACAAAGAUCAAAACCACAGUCAAGAGAUUUUCCACUAUCACCUCUAAGAAGGAAUCGUUCAAGAUCUCCAAGUCCUCCAAGAAGGAGGGUGUCAAGAUCACCAGGACCACGAAGAAGAAAGUUUUCAACAUCUCCCAGUCCUCCAAAAUUUAAGUUGUCAAGAUCCCCAGUUCCUCAAAGAAGAAAGCUUUCUAAAUCCCCAUUACCUCCAAGAAAGAAUCUUUCAAGAUCUUCAAGCCCAAGGCGAAAGCUUUCCAGUUCCCCAAGCCCCCCAAGGAGAAAAGUGGUAAGAUCCCCAAGCCCCCCUAGAAGAAGGAUAUCAAAGUCUCCAAGCACUUCAAGAAAACUGGCAAGACCAGCAAGCCCACCAAGAAGAAAAGUGUCAAUGUCUCCAAGUUCAUCAAGAAGAAAACAUUCAAGAUCCCCAAGUCCUUCAAGACGACAACUAGCAAGAUCUCCAAGCCCUUCAAGACGAAAACUAGCAAGAUCUCCAAGCCCUUCAAGACGAAAACUAGCAAGAUCCCCAAGCCCUUCAAGACGAAAACUAGCAAGAUCUCCAAGCCCUUCAAGACGAAAACUAGCAAGAUCCCCAAGCCCUUCAAGACGAAAACUAGCAAGAUCUCCAAGCCCUUCAAGACGAAAACUAGCAAGAUCCCCAAGCCCUUCAAGACGAAAACUAGCAAGAUCUCCAAGCCCUUCAAGACGAAAACUAGCAAGAUCCCCAAGCCCUUCAAGACGAAAACUAGCAAGAUCUCCAAGCCCUUCAAGACGAAAACUAGCAAGAUCCUCAAGUCCCUCAAGAAAUAAGCUUUCAAGAUCCCCAAUCUCUCAAUCUCCUAUUCCACCAAGAAGGUAUCAAGGAAACCAUGAUAGAUACCAAAGCCCUCCAAGACAGGUUAAGUCAAGAGAUAGUAAUUCGCGAUCUCCUAGAGUGCCAAGAAGGCAACCGGCAUCUAUUUCUCCCCAAAGGCAGUCUCGAUCUCCUCAAAACAAUGCAAGAUCUAGAAGACGGGAGUCUCCAAUAUCACCAAACCAUUUGCAAGAUAGAAAUGACUCCCAAAGGCGAAGGGGCCAACAAAGAUCUCCAGACCAUUUUGAUCAUUUUAGAUCUGGCCAUAGUCCACCAAGAAAGACACAGGCUGAUGAGCUGAACAGAUUGGAGAUGAACAGGCAACCAAAAGGCUCACAAUCACCUGAAAAAGCUCUUUCUCCCAAGACAAAACAAUCCAUUGAAAGGUCAAGUAGAAGCCCUCAUAGAACUAGACCCAUUGCCUCUACUAUUUCAAAGAAACCUGCCGUAGAAAAGAAAGAAGACACCAAACCCACAAAGCCUGAUUCAGAUUCAGAUUCUUCAUCUGAAAGCUCAGAGGAGUCAAACUCAUCAUCGGAUUCAGAUUCAAGCAGCUCAGAUGAAAGUGAUACCAAUCAAAAGAAAUCAGUUCCUUCAAAACCAGACAGUAGAAACACCACAUCCAAAGAAACAAAAAAGAGAUUGUCCCCUCAAGGGAAAAACACUUCAUAUUCACAAAGCCAAAGCUUGUCAAGACAAAGCCAUCUUUCACCAAAGCAACAAACAAAAGGUUCUCCUCAAAGAAACUACCCAAGAAGACCAAGAAGCUCAAGUUUGAGCCCAUCAAGAAGACGAAGCAGUCCUGGGUGGAACAGAAAUCAGAGAAGAAACUCAGAUCAAUUCAAGAGGAGCCCUUCACCUUCCUACCAUCGUCAACGUCGUUCACCAUCUCCAAAAACCAACAGGAGGAGACUGCCUUCACAACAGUGGAGACAAAAUAGACAACGGAGUCCUGAACAACAAUAUUCACCACAAAGGACUUACAAUAGAAGGUCUCGCAGUCCAAGAAGAAGUAGAAGUCCCAUUCAAAGAUACUCUCAAAGCCCUUCUAGGCAUCAUUCCUUUCCAAGAAGGCAGAGUUCUGAAAGACAAAGAGAACCAUCAGCUAGUCAAGUAAGACCUCCCAAUGUGUCAUCAAGACAAAAGGAUGGUGCAAAAGAUGAAACUCAUCUUCCAAAUCAAAGGUCAGGAGAGGAAAAAAAGAAUGAAAGUGGAUCUCCCAAGAACAAAAAAAAUAAGGAUAGCGAUAGCAGUAGUGAAGCAAGUGACAGUAGCAGUGACAGUAGUGCUUCAACUAGCAGUGAUGAUUCAAGUGAUGAUUCUAGUAGUGAAAGCAGUAGUGAUAGCGAUAGCCCAAAGAGAUGAUUUCAUUGUGUGAAUCAUUUUGAAGACUAGGAAUAUCUAUACUAAUCCUAUACUAUGGGUGUACACUAUAAUAUUACUCUUGUUUGCAUUAUUUCAUUUUGAUUGAAUGACCUUUUUUUAAUAUGUAGUAGGAAUUAAAUUUUCAGCAGUUUUUUGCAUGAUGGAUCUAUUCACAAGCUCUAGACACUCAAUGGAGGACUUGGACAAUAGGAAAUCCAUUAUCACAGCUGGAAAGUUUAGGAGAACUGCUGUAAAAAUUACCAAACUGUGGACGGAAAACACUGCUCUCAACACCCCUUUUUUCAUUAAAUUCCUGAAAAUGUUUUGACACAAUAGUUAUCUACAGAAUAUUUUUUUGUCACAAAUAUUUGAGCAUAAGAUUUUCCAAAGUUACUCCCUCCUGAACAGUAUUGAAACACUUUUAUUCAGUACUUUCUUUUGUUGGUUUUUUGACAAGUGAAUAUUUUCUCUAUUCAGCAGUUCUUAUAGGAUUCUUAUAGGAUUCAGUGGUUCUUAUAGGAUAACUUAAUUUUUUGGUGCUAAUGUGUACAUGUAUAAAGAGCAAAGAUUCUAAGGGUAUAGCUCUGAAUUCCAAGAAAUGUAAUGUAAGUCAUCCUUUGAGUCUCAGUGGUAUAGACCAUAUCUGGGAUGUUCAAUAUUUUGUCAGCAUUAAUUUUUACUAUACAGAGUGUACACCAUUAACUGUCUUUGUGUUGCUGGUCUAAUUUCUUGAGUGAUCUUUUAGUUGACAACUACAUAGUGAAUAUGUAAAGUAGGCACACUUAAUCAGCAUGAAAUGAGCAUUAAAAAAACAACAAAGGAAUUACUAUAAUCAACUUUCAUGAAUUAAGGUCAUGUACUCUUCUUCUAUGUGCUAAAAUGUUGCGCAGUUUGUUCAUGGAUAAAUAAAAUGGCUUGCACUCUGUAAUAUUACCUGCUUAGGGUUACAGUAGUUUAGUAUUAUUUUGUUUUGUGAUUGGGUUUAGUGCCCUUUCUUUCACAGCACCAACAAGGAAAUCGAAAGUUAGCAUGUUUUGUAGAAUAUAAUCAAGCCAUCAUGUAUUGUACUUUUAGCUGUCUUAUUAAUAAAACACUUUUAUAAGCACUC